Molecule: messenger RNA, 3541 nt
Organism: Coregonus clupeaformis (lake whitefish)
Lineage: Eukaryota; Metazoa; Chordata; Actinopteri; Salmoniformes; Salmonidae
Gene: septin12
Product: septin 12
Exons: 11
Coding region: 280-3159 (959 amino acids)
Biological process (GO): cytoskeleton-dependent cytokinesis
Cellular component (GO): septin ring; microtubule cytoskeleton; cell division site
Molecular function (GO): molecular adaptor activity; GTPase activity; GTP binding
Source: RefSeq, a predicted model, not a curated record
AAGGCAGGAGGCAUAUGCUGAAGCAACCAGUAGUGCGCUCGCUAUCCGAUGUGAGGCGAAUUUAGAAAAAAAAACGCGACUUUUUGGUUGUUGCAGAAACUUUGCAAGACCCGCGGAGUUAUAUUCCAAUACAGUGGAUGCAUACUUUUUUUCUCUGUUAUGCGAGUGGAUUUUCUUUGGAAGGAAUAACGUUUUUAUUUGAAUAUACACUUUUUUUUAAACCUCGUUAUAUCGAGCUGCAGUGAACUCCGGAAGAGUUUAUAAGGACGCACAGUCAGAAUGUCCCAUAUCUCCGUCAACGACCAUCUGGAGGGCAUUUUAUCAGACUUCGAAGCUUUGAAAAGAUCCUUCGACGUCGAUGAUGUGGACGAGCCUCCUCCGUUCUCCCCCUCCUCCCCCGUUCCCUCCCCCCUCUCCUCCACCUCCCUCCUCAACAAGACCAACGAGGGUCGAGGGUUCCCCACAUCCAACCACAGCUCCCCUGCCUUCCGGUCCCGGAUCAGUCUUGGUACCAACCCCAGCCCUUCCCAGAGCCCUGUGUUCAAGUCCCGCAUGGUCUCCAGCCUCUCUUUCAACCGAGCCAUGAACAGACCCACCAUCAACAACAAUGGAGGGAGCUCCGGAGGCAUCACCAGGGCCUCUUCCUUCCAGAACAAGUUCAACCCUAAGGGUUUCUCCUCCUCUCUCUCCGGCCCAGGCAGUGAUAAUGAUAGUCUCCAUAGCUCCUCUUCUAGUCUGGAGUACUCCAUCCAGGGAGGUGGAGGAGAAGGAGGAGGGUUACCUCCAGGCAAGCCAGGGUCUCUGUCCUACUCCACUACCCCACAGGUGGAGCAGCGUCCUGGGCAGCAGCCUGGGGCAGGCCUGGGGAUGGGGAUUGGGCUGGGCAGCCCAGCUCUGAAGAAGGUCUCUUCCCAUGGGAGUGUGUUUCACUCUGAGCUGGAGGGGCCCAUGGUGCUGGGAGCUCCAGAGCCCAGGGGGGUCAGCCACGGAUCCAUGCCAAGUCUGGACCUCCAGAUCGGGGAAGGGGGAGGCAGGGUGAUGCGGGGGGCUGGAGGUGGAGGGGUGAGGUAUGGCAACGCCAAUGUGGGUUUGAAUGGUGGAUCCCAGCGCCAUUAUAACACCAGUUCCUUUGGGAAGGAAGGCUGCUACUCUCCCAAUCAGAACCACAACAUCUACCAGCCCCAGAGCCAGCCCAAACCCAAAGAGACCCAGCGUCUCAACAAGUUUCCCCUGGAUCUAGACAGUCUGGUGGGGGUGAAGACGCCCCAGCCCAGCCCCCAUCCUCCCCCCUCCUCUGACCCCCCUAAACCUCCCCCCAGAGGCCACUAUCCCAGUAGCCUCUCUGUCUCUGCUAGCCCCUCCCUCAGCAGUCUGGACAGUUCCGGCGGUGACCUCACUCCUCUUCCCCCCGCCAACCACCACAACAACAACCCCUCUCUCCCCCGCUCUCCCCCACCUACCUCCCCUCCGGGGGCCAAGCCUGUCCCUAAGGUGAGCCAGUCCCCUGUCCCCCUGUCUCCCGCCCAGACCCCCCAGCUCAACCUGCUCUCCCCCAGACCUCAGGUAGGACACCUGGCCCCCUCCAUCCCCUCCACCCCCCCGCCACUGGAGCACGCCCAACCACCGCUGGGCCACGCCCAGCCACAGGAAAUGAUGUCAGAGAGAGAGAGCGUGGGUUCCAUCCUGCAGAGGAUCGCUUCCUUCUCCCGUCCCGACGCCAUGACGACCACCAGGGUUCCAAGCGCUGCCAGUGUUCUGAGCGGGGUUGCCCUUGGCAACGGGGUGAAGAAGGAGAGCCCACCGCCGAUGAUGAUGAUGCGUCAGGAGCGUGUUUCCUCAGCUUCACCAUCACCUCUACCUGUGGCGGUGCAGAGACAGGGGCUGAAGAGGGUGCAAGACACAACUAAGGUGCUAGAGCAGGAGAAACCCGCCUCGAUGGAGGAGAGAGGCAUGGAGGAAGAGGAAGUAAAAGCAGUAGAAGACAAACCAGCGGAAGAGAAAGAGGAGGGAGUAGCGGAGGAGAAGAGAGAGAUGGAGGAGCGAGAGAUGAAGAGAGAAGUAGACAUAGAGAGAGAGAUGGAGGUAGAGGUCGAGGUCGCGAACCCUUGCCCUACAGAAAGCCAGGGUCUCCAUGGUCUCCAGGGAACCAUUAAAGGUCAUGACCUCUUCGGCUACGUGGGCAUCGAGGCCGUUCUGGACCAGAUGAGACGCAAGACCAUGAAGGCUGGCUUCGAGUUCAACAUCAUGGUCGUGGGUCAGAGCGGUCUGGGGAAGUCUACCCUGGUCAACACUCUGUUCAAGUCUAAAGUCAGCCGCAAGUCCUGCACCCCUAACUACGAAGAGCAGAUCUCCAAGACUGUCAAACUGCAGUCCGUCAGCCAUGUGAUAGAGGAGAAGGGAGUGAAGAUGAAGCUGACAGUGAUUGACACUCCAGGAUUUGGAGACCAGAUAAACAACGAAAACUGUUGGGAGCCUAUAGUAAGUUAUGUUAAUGAGCAGUAUGAGAGGUACCUGAAGGAGGAGCUGUAUGUCAACAGGAAGCGGAGGAUCCCUGACACACGCGUGCACUGCUGCGUCUACUUCCUGCCUGCCACCGGACACUGGUUACGUCCCAUAGACGUGGAGUUCAUGAAGAGGCUGGGGAAGAUAGUCAGCAUUGUACCGGUCAUCGCUAAGGCAGACACACUCACCAUGGAGGAGAGACUGGAGUUUAAACAGAGGAUAAGACAGGACCUGAAGGCCAAUGGGAUCCGAGUAUACCCUCAGGCUGAGUACGACGAAGAUCCAGAGGACAGGAUACUCAACGACAAGAUUAGGGAAAACAUUCCGUUUGCUGUGGUGGGGACAGACAAGGAACACCAGGUAAACGGGAACAAGGUCCUGGGCAGGAAAACCAAAUGGGGCAUCAUAGAGGUUGAAAACGUGGCGCAUUGUGAGUUUGCCAACUUGAGAGAUCUGCUGAUUAGGUCCCACCUGCAGGACCUGAAGGACGUGACCCACAACAUCCACUAUGAGACAUUCCGCGUGAGGAGGCUGAAUGAGAGUAACCUGACUGUCCACGGUCUGGCCCUGUCCUGCUUUCCCAUGGAGAACGGGACCCACGGAACCAACGGAACCAACGGAACCUCGGACAGGAGCGAAUCAGAGAGCCAACUCUGAGGGGGACCACAAAGUGCGUCGCACACAGCAGCAGCAGCUCCAGCUUCCUGUUUCCUGUUUUGACCUGCAAUGAUUGGUCAACAGUUUCCCCCAAUCGGAACACACGAGAAAGAGAGCGAAAGGAAGAAAGAGGAACUUUUUUUUUAACAAAGGAGAGAUUUUUUCGGUGGCCACCACACCUUCGAUUUUGAAAUAACAUUUUAUUGAGUUUUACUAAAGACAUUAUUGAUAAGAAAUGCAUUUAAACUUCAUAUAUGAAUAUAUUUACUGAGAAUGAGUUUAUAUUUCCUGGAAGCAGGGUCACUCAGAGCUGGAAGAGCAGAGAGAGAGAGAUGGAGAGCAAGUUCUCAGGAGAGAGAGAGCAAGAAAGAGUGGAUAGAGA